Salvelinus namaycush (lake trout) is the source of this 4709-nucleotide messenger RNA. It is a transcript of the gene slc37a2, whose product is annotated as solute carrier family 37 member 2. The transcript is spliced from 18 exons. Gene Ontology annotation, molecular function: glucose 6-phosphate:phosphate antiporter activity. The record is from RefSeq and is a predicted model, not a curated record. Gene Ontology annotation, biological process: phosphate ion transmembrane transport; glucose-6-phosphate transport. Lineage: Eukaryota; Metazoa; Chordata; Actinopteri; Salmoniformes; Salmonidae. Bases 594 to 2090 code for a protein of 498 amino acids. Gene Ontology annotation, cellular component: endoplasmic reticulum membrane.
UUGAGGCGUUUUGCCUGAGUUUGGAAAACAUUAGGGAAGGACUGCCUUCAAACUAUUAUGCACACAAUCUGUUAACAUAUGUACACAUUUCCUUGUGACAUGGUAGAGAAGUGCAUAGAGUAUUUAUAGGAACAGGCUUUUAUAACGCUAUCAGCGGACUCGAGCAAGUAUGGAAAUCGAUGGGAAUUCAUUGUUUGUGGAGAUUCACCCACAUCAUCAUGAAGUAGGAAUAGCAAAGCGACUGAAACUUUUUUGAUCAGUGCGCGGAGUGUUUUUAUUCUUUAUAUUUUAAAUUAAUACAUUUGAAAUUAAUAAAAGAAAAAUCGGUGUGUUUUUAAUCAAAGACAAGUGGAAAAGAAUUCAAGCGAGAGCCUGUGAGAAAAGAAGCUGUCCCAUGUAACGAAACGUAAUCGUUUAAGUUUGUUUUUAGCUAGUUUUAGAGAUUUUUUUGUAGUCCUAGUUUUUGUACAAAUACUAUAUCAUCAAUUGAGUGUAUAUAAGGCGCCCGAUAUAUCUUUUGAAGCCAUGUCUUAGAGAAAAUUGUAAGCGGUUUUAACAAGUUUUAAGAAGUUGUUUUGGCUACUACACCAAAGAUGAGGUCUUCUUUGGCUCCCGGCAUUAGACUGAUCACGUCCUUCUCAAGAGACAGCUGGUACCGAGGUUUCACCCUCUUCCUCACCUUCCUCUUCUAUACCAGCUACCAUCUCUCCCGGAAACCCAUCAGCAUCGUUAAGAGUCAGCUGCACAGAAAUUGUUCCACCCUCAUUCGACCUCCAAACCUCAAUGGAACUGACAAUGAAACCUGGUGUGACUGGGCGCCCUUUGACCAGGACAACUACCAGACACUGUUUGGAGCCGUGGACAACUCCUUCCUGGUUGCUUAUGCCAUUGGCAUGUUUUUCAGUGGGAUAUUUGGAGAGCGCGUGCCCCUGCGCUACUACUUGACCAUCGGUAUGCUUCUCAGUGGUCUCUUCACGUGUCUGUUUGGCCUGGGCUUCUACUUGAACAUCCACUCAAUAUGGUACUACGCCUUCGUCCAGGCAAUGAAUGGACUGGUGCAGACAACGGGCUGGCCUGCAGUGGUGGCCUGCGUUGGGAACUGGUUUGGAAAAGGGAAACGAGGGUUCAUCAUGGGUGUCUGGAACUCCCACACCUCGGUAGGCAACAUCCUGGGCUCGCUCAUCGCUGGCGUCUUCGUAUCCUCGGCCUGGGGCAUGUCCUUCAUCGUGCCUGGCAUCAUCAUCGCCUCCACUGGCGUUCUCUGCUUCUUCUUCCUGGUGGAGAAACCAGAAGAUGUCGGUUGCAGCCCUCCGCAACACCAUGAGGACAAUGAGAAGGAGCCUCUCUUACAGAACUCAUACAGUAAUGAGGAGAUCUUCAGCAGUCCUGGCCAGUCCAACUCUAUCUCCUCUGAGCCGGCAGAGGAGCACACCAAGGCCAUCAGCUUCUGUGGGGCCCUCAGGAUACCUGGCGUGAUGGAGUUCUCCCUCUGUCUGCUGUUCGCUAAGCUCGUUAGCUACACUUUCCUCUACUGGCUUCCUCUCUACAUUGCUAACGUUGCCCAUUUUGACCCCAAGGAAGCUGGGGACAUGUCAACACUAUUUGAUGUAGGAGGAAUUGUUGGGGGCAUCGUGGCUGGACUGGUGUCGGACCAAACUGGGGGCAGAGCCUCUACCUGCUGUGUCAUGUUAAUCCUGGCUGCCCCUAUGCUGUUCCUGUUCAACCACAUUGGACAGCAUAGCCUAGCAACCACAAUCGGGAUGCUGUUGGUGUGCGGAGCCCUGGUGAACGGCCCCUACGCCCUCAUCACCACCGCUGUGUCUGCUGACCUGGGGACGCAUGAGAGCCUGAGAGGAAAUUCUAGAGCGUUGUCAACGGUCACUGCAAUUAUUGACGGCACGGGGUCAAUAGGUGCCGCCCUAGGUCCUCUGUUAGCAGGGCUGAUCUCUCCGACGGGAUGGAACAAUGUCUUUUUCAUGCUGAUCACUGCUGAUAUACUCGCCUGUUUGCUGCUGUCCAGGCUAGUGUAUAAAGAGGUGAGGGGCUGGUGUGGACACAGCCCCAGACAUAGAGGGUUCAAAGAAAUCUGAGUGGCCACCUGGGACAAGAGACUGUAUCACACCUGCGAGGAUGGGCGCAGGAAAAAUGACCCAGUAAUAAUCCCUGAGGCACACCAUGAUUCAUACGGUACUAGUCCUUUCAUCCUUCAGCCUUAAUGGGUCCAGACCUCGUCCCCAGUGGAUGAAAGGAGCUGAAAAAGGAGGAAGGGGCCAUUGAUAUUCUGGGACCGUCUGACAGAGAGAACAUGUCCCUUCCUCAAGUGACCGCAAAGCUCUUUCUCUUUUAAACCCAAAAAAUACACUUUAAUUUUUUUUUUUUAAUAGACUGUCUCUCUUAUAGCCCCUCUCAGUGCAGUGUGCAUCUUUCAUGUUUUAGCAUUACAAUUCUGUGCACACUGCCUUUCCCCAAUCUCCCCUCCAGUUGACAUCAUUUUGCACAGCCGGGGGAUGCCAAACUACAUAAGCAGUAAAGGAGGAGUUUCAAGGUAAUCAAGGGCUGUGGAGGUGAAUGUCAUCACCAACAAAAACACAACAGAUAAGGAAACAUUUGCUGACCGAUCUAUAAAAAGAAAAAAAAAGAAAAAUCUCAGACACCAUCACAUUAUUCCAUUUGUCUCUGAUGCAAAUGGUUGUUGAAAUGUUUAUUGAUCAAUGAUUAGAAGUUAGUUUGUAUCCACCAUGUGCACUUCGUUGUUUUGUUUUUGACUCCACCCCUCCUAGCCGGCCUCGUCGUCAAUUUUGAGCAGGGUGUGUGAUGCUACUGAUGGUUUGUCGGGACUAAUAUUUUUUACGGUUGUGGCUAGAUAAAGAGUUCCCAAACUUUUUUGGCCCACGACCCCUUUAGAUUUUUUUUGUGAUUUUUAAUUGUCUAUAACCGUCUAUUACAAAUCAAUCUGACAGUACCUUUGACAGUAUUUCAAUCUGAAGGAAGUAUGGUUUGAAGUGACUGAAAUGCAUCAGAAAGGUAUUGGGAAGUUCAGAAGAUCAUCACGCAAUAAUUCUGUGUAGAAAAGAACACCAUCAUUGAUGUUCUUUUCCCACCCAGUUUGAUUUAGUUAGCGCCUAGUCUUUUGUACUCUGUUCUAAUGAAUCCUGCGUGGCUUGUGGGCAUUGUAGAGGAAAACAUACGUGUUUUUUAGAGUCUUAUCUUUCAGUGAUGGGGUUAUAAUAUUUUGUAGCUUAAACCAUUCAAAAGAUAGAGCCACAUUUGUAGAAAGAGAACAGAAACCGCUCUGUUUAUUACAACUAAAACUAGCAGCUUCUAUGAACUAAGCAAGAUUUCAGACUUUCUCUUGCGACCCCCAUUGGGAAACGGUGGGCUAGAUGGAGUUCAGCUACGGAGAGAAGUUUCUGUACAUAGCAGGUUAGGAGAGUUCAUUUAGCAGGUUAGGAGAGUUCAUUUAGCAGGUUAGGAGAGUUCAUUUAGCAGGUUAGGAGAGUUCAUUUAGCAGGUUAGGAGAGUUCAUUUAGCAGGUUAGGAGAGUUCAUUUAGCAGGUUAGGAGAAUGAAGUUAAGGUUAGGAAAAGGGUUGGGCUUAGCUAAAAUGCAACGGUUGUCAACAACUGUUGUCCUCGACGCGACAUCUAGAUGGAGCUGUACUCCAUCUAGUCACAAUCGUAGGAACCGUCUCUCCCGACAAACCAUCGGUAUCAUAACAGGGGCUUUUGACUUUUGCCGUCGGGCUCCUAAAUUGCAAGUUGAGCGCCAACUCCUCCCACGCGACCAACAAACGAGCUCACCCAAUGUUUUCAAGUGGGACUUUGAUUGUAAAUGUAUCCCUUUUAGUGGCACGCUACCUACUCUCCUACAUAUUUAUUUGGCAUAGAAGCUAAAAUGUAAUUUGGCUCUAUACUCCAGCUUUUUGGAUUUGAAAUCAAAUGAGCCGACAAUACAUAAUGUCACCUUUUUAUUUUGGGGUGUUUUCUGUUUAACUAUUUAGAAAUGAAAGCAUUUUAUGUAUCUAGUCCCCCCAUUUUUGAAGGUGUCAUACGUUUUUAGACAAAUUCACUUAGUGUAUUACAUUUAUUCAAGUUUAGUAUUUGGUCCCAUAUUCCUAGCACACAAUGGCUACAUCAAGCUUGAGACUAAACAUUUGUUGGAUGCUUUUGCUGUUUGUUUAGGUUGUGUUUCAGAUUAUUCUGUGCCCAAUAGAAUGGUAAAUAAUGUAUUUUGUCAUUUUGGAGUCACUUCUAUAGUAAAUAAGAAUAUGAUAUGUUUCUGAACACUUCUACAUUAAUGUGGAUGCUUCCAUGAUUCCAGAUAAUCAUGAAUUAAUUGUGAAUAAUGAUGAGUGAGGAAGUUAGAGGCAUAAAUAUUAUACCUCAACCUCCCCUGUUAUUGAUAAUGAUGAGAGGUUAGAAUUUUUUUAGGGGCAUGAUCUUUGUGCGUCUAACUUUCUCGCUCAUCCUUAUUCACCCUCAAAUAACAGGUCACAUUCUGUCUUGUAGGGUCAUAUAAAACAUUUAAUAUCAAAUCCAAAAUGCUGGAGUAUAGAGCUGAAUGUAAAAGUUUUAGCUUCACUGGCCAAGUAAAUACCUAGGGGACCAGUGUCCGUAUUCCUUUUUUUUUUUAAUGAAUUGAUGUUUCAUUCUUUGUAGAUAUUUAUUUUUUGUUGACAUUUUAGUCAUUUAGAAGACUCUCUUAUCCAGA